Molecule: messenger RNA, 2400 nt
Organism: Aaosphaeria arxii CBS 175.79
Lineage: Eukaryota; Fungi; Ascomycota; Dothideomycetes; Pleosporales
Product: ABC transporter-like protein
Exons: 2
Coding region: 237-2321 (694 amino acids)
Cellular component (GO): mitochondrion
Molecular function (GO): ATP binding; ATP hydrolysis activity
Source: RefSeq, a predicted model, not a curated record
UGACUGCGGAGACGGCAUUCUUUCCGCAAGACAAUUUCAUAGCGAGACCCCAUUUUAUCCAAUUACAUACGAGUGCCAUUGGUAGUGACUCUUCUGCUGUCUCGCGUACGGUGAGCGAGACGAGCCAUCUCCGCAGUUCGGACUGUCAAACCUAACUUCAGAUAUGUCCAAUUCAACGUCACGUCAUCCUUAAGAGAUAGUUUUGGGCAAUUGAGGGUUUUCCUAUUCUUCUCGACAUGCAGAGAGUAGUGGCCAGGCGGUCCUUCGCUGCGGCGAGAUGUGCACGAUUAUACCCUUCACGUAGACUUUCCUCGACAACAACAGCGGCGCCUAUAAUAAGAAUAACAAAUGGCACCUUCUACCGCCAACACCCAGCCACAUUAUCGUCAUCACCAUCCAGCACUCCAUUGAGUCAAACCCACGAUACAGCGUCAUCACAAACCAACCCACCCCUCUUCCCCGACCUCACCCUCUCCCUUCCAUCCCACGCAACCCCCAAUCAGCAUUGGGCCAUCCUGAGUCCCUCAUCCACCAUCCGCACCGCCUUCCUCCAAGUCCUCAGAGGCCAGUUGAUCUGCAUCCCGCCAACCUCCCGCUCCUUCCCGCACCUGCUCUCCGAGGAGAUUACUUCAAAGAACCCGGACCUCCGGUUCCCCGAGCGGGCGAUCGAGUAUGUGGGCUUCGACGUCGAGCGCAAGGACUUCGGCGGCGCGUACCUAAGCGCGAGGUACGAGAGCCGCGUCGAGGAGACCGACUUCACGCUCGAGAGGUAUCUCACGGGUAUCGUGGGGUUGAACCCGGGCGAGGAGGUUAUCAGGGAGAAGACGCCGGACCAUGAGGUCAUGCAAAGAGUGGUUAAGGAUCUGGAGCUGGAGAGGUUCUUCGAGAAGCCUGUUAGUACGUUGAGUAAUGGGCAGAGUAGGAGGGCGAGGAUCGGGAAGGCGUUGUUGACGAGGCCGGAGGUGCUGUGCUUGGAUGCGCCGUUUAUCGGUUUGGAUCCUUUCGUGUCUCAGCAUAUCUCGAAGGUGCUGCAUCGCCUUGCAGAGGCGAAUUCCCCCAGGAUAGUGCUUUCGCUGAGGCCGCAGGACGUGAUUCCAGAGUGGAUCACGCAUAUCGUCUACGCGGGAGAAGAUGGCAAAGUCGAUGCGCUCGGUCCCAAGGAUGAAGUAUUCAGGUACCUGCAAGAGCAGUAUCAGACUGCUGAACGCUCUGUCCCAGCCAAUGAUGGAGACCUGGACCCUAAGUUAGUGGAGAUCCGAGAAGUCGGACGACACCUUUCUGAACGGGGCGACUUCGAAGCAAAUGGAAUCGAGGAGGAUGGGGAAUCGUCAAAUGGGACGGCGUUGAGCAGAGACGGAUAUGAGAAGUUCGAUACUACACCCGCUACGAUUGGCGAGCCCGUCGUCCAGAUAGACGGCGCCCGCGUCAAGUAUGGCAGCAACUCUGUCCUCGGAGACUGGCAACAAACCGUAGACGGAUCGCCAAAGGACGGACUCUGGUGGAACGUCCAUCGUGGACAACGAUGGGGUGUCUUUGGAGCGAACGGAUCCGGAAAGACCACGCUCCUCAGCUUGGUGACAUCAGACCAUCCACAGACCUAUUCCGUGCCCAUCAGGAUCUUCCAGCGCUCACGCCUUCCCUCCCCCGGUGUACCCGGCAUCACGAUCUUCGACAUCCAGUCCCGCAUGGGCCAUGCCUCCCCGGAAGUCCACGCCCUCUUCCCCAAACGCCUCACCAUCAAAAGCACCCUCGAAUCCGCAUGGAGCGACACACCCAUCACGAACCCCAAGCUCACCCCCGAAGCCUCAGCCCGCAUAGAAGCCAGCCUCCGCUGGUUCGCCAGCGAACUCAACCCCAACCACGAUGACUCCCACCCCUCGUCCUCCCUCGACUGGGCAUCCAACUCCACGUUCGGCGAAGUCUCCUUCUCCGCGCAGCGCGUCCUCCUCUUCCUCCGCGCCACGAUCCGGAACCCCGAAAUCGUCAUCCUUGACGAAGCCUUCAGCGGCAUGGACGACCUCGUCCGCGACAAAUGCCUCCUCUUCCUCAGCAAAGGCGAGUCCAUGGCCCUGCACUACUCUCCAACUGGUCCCAAGCCGGUAAAGAGUGACGUCGAGAGCCCCGUCGUGCCCGGCUUGCAGGACCACCAGGCACUAUUAUGUGUUAGCCAUAGUAGACAGGAAGUGCCUGGCUGCGUUAGGGAGUGGAUAUGUCUGCCUGAGCCGGGGAGUGGGGAACCUAGGUUUGGGAGGUUCGAUGGGCCGGUCGAGUUGAGCUAUAAGAGGUGGAAUGAGAUUUGGAACUGGCCGGAGCAGAAGUAGAUUUGAAUGAUGGGCUGUUUAGAGCAUCAAAAAGCAUAACUAGAUGACAUAUAGAUACAAUAUCAACACUUGAAACCCC